AUGGCUUCACAUGCUGCACUUUUGAGCGCAGCGGUUAAAGCCGCGUGCCAGUCGAAGGCCCCAAGGCGAACCGUUGCGGCUGUUGCUGCAGCUGUUACGACGGCUCUCUUGCAGCCUGUCGCAGCAGCGGCUUCAAAUGCUAUGGUCCCUGAACGGCCCACUGGUGCCCUGGUGCCGACAGAUAACCAGGAAGAUCUGGAGCUGCGACUGCGUGAGGCUCGUAUUGCCAAACGUAGGGCAAAGCGACAGCGGCGGAGAGCUAAGGCUAUGGCGGCGGCCAACACCUCUGAGCCUACAGUGGACAGGGUCGCUACUGCAUUGGAGGCAGUAGCGACGUUACCAUGUGAAGAUUCUGUACUCAUGGAUACCUCUGAGCAAGGGAAACGCAAGACGGUGACCAAUGACGAUACAGAUAUGACUCGAUUGCUUAGCACUGUUCCGGGCAAGCAGCGCCCGAGAGUGGAAGUGUGUCCUCAAUUUUUGUCGGAGAUGGCCAAUCGAAGUUCAAGUACCGAUGCACAGAGCCAAUCCUCACAAGGUGCUGCUACCUUCAAUACUUGGUUGGAGGUUCGUGAGGCAAUGGGCACAACAGUGCGCAGACCGGGCCAGCCGCCUUCAUCCGGCACUGCAGGACGCAGUGGCCGGGGAAGAG
Symbiodinium pilosum is the source of this 652-nucleotide messenger RNA. The record is from the annotation of a GenBank genome assembly. Lineage: Eukaryota; Dinophyceae; Suessiales; Symbiodiniaceae.